Molecule: messenger RNA, 769 nt
Organism: Thrips palmi
Lineage: Eukaryota; Metazoa; Arthropoda; Insecta; Thysanoptera; Thripidae
Exons: 6
Coding region: 90-626 (178 amino acids)
Source: RefSeq, a predicted model, not a curated record
GUGCGUCGGCAACGCCCAUUGGAGAGGCUGGGUCUCGGAGCACGCGGCCACACCCCGUCUGCGCAGAGCUUCGGACAACAGGUAUUAAAAUGGAGCCCGCCGAGCCGAAGCGAACCUGCCUGCCGAUAGUGGAGCGGGGAUGCUGCUGCGAACUGGCAACGUGCUGUAAAGUGCAGGGAUGGCUGUUGAUAGUCGGUGCCACAUUGAACAUACUGAAGAGUAUCGCCCAAUUAUACAACGUCUCCGAAGGGUGCAAUGCUUUAAAACAGCAAGGGCGAAGUUGUUUUGGUGACGAGGAUCUCAAGUCUAUCUUCUACUUCUUCAUUUGUUCCCUCGUGUUGAACAUCAUCAUCCAGAUCAUCUUCCUGGUGACCGCCGUGCUGUUCCUUCAAGGCAUCGCCAAUCGCAAUCCCAGCAAGAUGGCCCACUACAUCCGCCUGAUGUGGGUUCAGCUAGUCGUGGGCACCAUUGCUGUCAUCGUCAUGUCUGUUCUUGUAUCGCCUGUACUCCUACUCGCCUUCCUCUUCAUUGGUUUACCCAUCUACUGUCUCAUCUGCGCCAACAGCCUCAAGAUCCAGAUGGAAACGAACAAGAACGGCCAGGACUUCGCGAAUCCGAUGGCCUAAGUCUGCGCAACCUCCGCGCAACCUCCAUGCAGGCAUCCGCAACCCCACACUCCCAGCGUGACGUCACGUUUAAACGAAUGUGACGAAAAGAGUACUCCAAAGAAGCUCUGGCGCGGAAGAAGAACAAAAACGGAAGUAAGAAA